AUGCCACCAAAAGACACCAUCGUCACCCCGAAAGAAACACUCAUCAACUGGCUCGCCGUGCUCGCCAUCCUCUUCAUCGGCGUCCCCCUCUUCAUCCUCCCCGUGACCGUCCUCCUCCUGCUCCUCUUCAUCACGCCGCUCAUCGUAUACCUCGUGAUCAACUGUGUCAAAGAGCUUGCGUUCCCUCCGAGAGUCCUAGUGCUGCUGUUGACCAAGCCCAGCAACGAAACGACAAAGCUCCUCAACGCUACCAGGAUCCAGAAAAAGUGGAAGGGCAAGGCCCGUGCAAGGGAUCUGGAGGCCCAGACACCGAUUGAGCAGCUUGACGGGCCGUCGAACAGCCGUCAGAAGGCGGAGAAAAAAGAUAAAGCCGCUGCAGCAGAAUCCGGAAAAGUGUCACCAGCUAGCUCAGAGUCGGGGCCGUCAGAAGUAUUGCCGAGGGAGAGCCCCAUCAGGUAUUUGAUUUAUUUAUGCUCCUUAAUUGCGUCUUUGGUGUAG
Morchella sextelata is the source of this 498-nucleotide messenger RNA. RefSeq lists its product as uncharacterized. Bases 1 to 498 code for a protein of 165 amino acids. The transcript is spliced from 2 exons. The record is from RefSeq and is a predicted model, not a curated record. NCBI's taxonomy places the organism in Eukaryota, Fungi, Ascomycota, Pezizomycetes, Pezizales, Morchellaceae.